AUGCCCUUGAAGAACAUAUUUAACUCGUCAUCAUCAUCGUCUUCUCUUGCUGAUGAGCAACAAUCGACCUCGCCCCAUAGAUCGAUGUUGAGAAAGAAACAUUCAUCGAGCACUAUAUCGCCGCUGCUGACAGCAAGUUCGAUCAAUAAAAGACCACUGCAUACAAAUACUAAUGCUACUGCUACUGUUCAGCAGCAACAACAACAGCAACAGCCACAUCAGCACCAGCAUCAACAACCGCAUCAUUACCAACAGCAAACACAUCAACGGAAUGGAGCGAACAAUAUUCCAUCCGGCCGAUCGUCGCCUGCCUUUUCGCCUGCGUCUUCCACCAACGAUGUAGCAAACAAGGAACACCACACUUUGUCGCUCAAGCGGUUUUUCAAAAAACUCAAGCCUCAUGACUCGUCUUCGUCUUCGCUGUCAUCAAAAUCGAAACAUCCCCACCAGUAUACCGCGGGAGCCGGUAAACCAGACCCACUCCCUAGUACCGCUGACUUGUUCAAGAAAUAUGGACAACCUGGCAAACUAUUGGGAACGGGUGCUAGUGGCUCAGUGAAUUUACUAACUUCUAAAACCGAUCCUCUGACAGUAUACGCUGUCAAGAAGUUUAGAAGCAGAUUGCCCUCGGAGCAAGAAGCUGACUACAAGACCAAAGUGCAGAACGAGUACAAGGUGGGCGAGUUUUUGGUGCAUCAAAACGUGAUACAUACAUUUGACCUAAUAAAGGACUAUUCACAUACAAAUUCCAAAAUCGUUGACCCGGACUACUAUAUAGUGAUGGAAUAUUGUCCCUUUGAUUUCUUCAACUUGGUCAUGAGUGGGUUAAUGGAGACAAGAGAAGUUGCAUGUUAUUUCAAACAGAUUGUCAAUGGUGUGCAUUUCCUUCAUGAAAAUGGCCUCGCACACCGCGAUUUGAAAUUGGACAAUUGCGUAGUUAAUCCUCGAGGCGUAUUGAAAUUGAUUGACUUUGGCUCAGCUAUCCAGUUUCGCAAGGAAGUGCCUUCAGGUUACUAUGUUACUGAUAGCGAUAUUAUGCUAAGCCCCAAACAUAAAUUGAUCAUGGCGAGAGGCGUUGUUGGGUCAGACCCAUACUUGUCGCCAGAAGUGUUUGAGCCCAUGGGGAUUGGAUACGAUCCAAGAACGGCUGAUGUAUGGUCCAUUGCCAUCAUCUACUGUUGUAUGAUUUUAAAGAGAUUCCCAUGGAAAUUACCUAAAUUGAGUGAUCCCUCGUACAAAUCAUUUGCAGGUCCUCAGCUAAACAUUCACAAUGGGUCUAUCGAGGAGGAUAUUAAUAACAUGCAUCUAGACAACCACAGCAACAACAGCAACUCGGGCGAUUACCGUGAUAGACACGCCCACCACCCACCCAUUGGACCAGAAAGGUUGUUGCGUUUAUUACCACAAGAUUCACGCAAUGUCAUCAAGAAAAUGUUGGUUCUCGAUCCAAAAAAAAGAUACCUCAUGUCCGACGUUUCGAACGAUCCGUUUGUCCAGUCAAUCCAAGAAUGCAAAGUUAUCGGACAACAUCAUGUUGACGAGCAUGUCAUUUCAAGUAGCAAUCACAAACAUCAUUUAGUAUCUGAAGAAGAUUUGAAAAAGAUCACCCAGGAGAAAGACCGCGCAAAGAGGCUAAAGGAAGCUGGAAUGGCAUAG
Molecule: messenger RNA, 1656 nt
Organism: Lodderomyces beijingensis
Lineage: Eukaryota; Fungi; Ascomycota; Pichiomycetes; Serinales; Debaryomycetaceae
Source: the annotation of a GenBank genome assembly